Acanthoscelides obtectus is the source of this 975-nucleotide messenger RNA. The record is from the annotation of a GenBank genome assembly. Lineage: Eukaryota; Metazoa; Arthropoda; Insecta; Coleoptera; Chrysomelidae.
AUGGCAGGAACAGGAGUUCCGCCAAUCAACAUCGAGGGCACCGCUGAGUGGUCAUCCUUGAGUAGGAUGAUGAACAGCAAGGGGAUUCAAUUCUCCAAAGCGAGGACGGCGGGUACCAGUGUGAAGGUAUUCACAAAUACACCAGCUGACUACCGUCAGCUAGUCGCACUGCUUGAAUCCAUCAAGCGGCCCUUCUUCACAUAUCAACUGAAGGAGGACAGGAUGGACCAGAGGGUCAUUCGUGGGCUUCCGAGAGAGAUGUCAGUCAAUGACAUCAAAGAGGAUCUGGUGAGCCAAGGCAUCGCAGACGCCGUGGUUCAGCAGCUGACCUCAAGGACCACAAAGAAGCCACUUCCGCUCUUCCUCGUCAAGACGAAGAUGCCGGAAAAGCUUGCAGAGAUCCAGAGGCUGGCCAUGCUCACGGUCAGCUUCGAGAGAAGAAAAAGUCUUCCGAGCCCAGCCAGUGCUACCGCUGCCAGCGGUACGGGCACACACAGCGGAACUGCCGUCUCGCUGAACGGUGCGUUAAAUGUGGAGAGGACCAAAACAGCACAAGCUGCAGUCUGCCAGCGCCCGCCAACAGGGCAACGAAACGCCAAGUGUUGCCUCUGUGGAGAAGGCCACCCCGCCAACUACAAGGGAUGUAGUAAGGCGCCGAAGAAAGCUGCUUCUGCCCCCAAAGCAGUCCCCACCACAAAUAGGACUUCUUACGCCCAAAAAGUGAAGAAGCCUAUGUCCACUUCUGCCCCAGCAGCCGCCACUGCUACUGGAACUACUGCGCAGAAGCAACACGGCGAUGACAGACUGCUAGCAAUGAUGCAAGCCAUAAUAACCCGCCUGAUGCACUCGAGGCCAAGAUGCAAGACAAGCACUAGACCCGAAAUGUCUACAGGUCAAAACGUAGAAUCCUUCGCAUUAUCUCCUGGAACAUCAACGGUUUCAGGGCACGGAAACCAGAAAUCCAGGAGAUACUAG